CUUGAACUAGACCCUGUCACUCUCUGUACUUUGCACCUUUGAACCAUUUCACUCUCUGCUUCUGUUUCAAAUGGAAGAUAGCAGCAGAUCUUUGGAAGAAAACAUUUACUGGAACCAUUUCCAGUUCAUCCAUUUCGCUCAGUUUCUCCACUCCACUGAUUUUGAACAGCAACUUGCACUUCCUAGAACAUUCUCAGACAAUUUGAAGAAGAAGCUGCCAGAAAAUGUGACCCUUAAAGGUCCUAGUGGAGUUGAAUGGAAUGUAGGGCUGCAAACUAGAGAUAAUACUGUUUACUUCGUGGACGGUUGGCAUCAGUUUGCAAGAGAUCAUUCUCUGAAAGAGAAUGAUUUCGCAGUCUUUAAGUACAAUGGCGAAUCAUUGUUCAAUGUGUUAAUCUUUCAAGGAGAAAGCUUUUGUGAGAAAGCGGCUUCCUAUUUUGUUGGUCUCAGGGAGAAGGAAACAAACAAGUCUGUUGAAGAAGUCAACACUGUUCUUAAUGCUGGUGUUGAAUCUGCUUCCCCUGAGCAGUUCACGGCUAAUGCAGUCACUAUAGUGCUUCCCUCCCAAUCAACCGGCAAAAGGACCAAGCAGCCUGUUAAUGAGGUCACACCUGUCCAGACUAAGAAGCGAGGAAGACCACCGAAAAAAGCUAAUUGUUCUCUUGAGAGAGAAGUGCAUGAUUAUGAUUUGGUGGCUUGCAACAAGGAACACUCAGAGGCAUCCAUCAGUGGGAAGGAAGAUGAGAAAAAGAUAGCCCACUUAUUUACCUCCUCUUUUCCAUAUUUUGUUAUGAUAAUGAAAUCCUGCAAUAUCAGUGGUUCACGUACUCUGAGAAUCCCAUGUCAUUUCUCUGCUACACAUCUCCCUGACUGCAAGACAGAAGUUACGCUUCGCAAUGCAAGAGGUGAAUGUUGGAAUGUGAACUCCAUCCCAGUGGGAGCAACACACACCUUUUGUGGGGGAUGGAUGGCCUUUGUUCGUGAUAAUGGUAUCAAUCUUGGCGACACAAUAAUUUUUGAGCUCGUUUCUAAUUUUGUGAUGAAGGUUUAUAUAUCUGGGGUUGGAAAAGAAGGUCUUGACUAUCAAAAUUAUAAACGAGCUCAAAAAUGUGCUUGUUUGUGAGAUAGAUAAAUCAAUCUUAGAUGAAGAUUUUUUGUGGCAUGAGUUGCCAAGACUUUAUACAUUUUAUAGAUGAUGAUUUUUUGUGGCAUGAGUUGCCAAGACUUGAUACAUUUUAUAGAUGAUGAUUUUUUGUUA
Molecule: messenger RNA, 1258 nt
Organism: Medicago truncatula (barrel medic)
Lineage: Eukaryota; Viridiplantae; Streptophyta; Magnoliopsida; Fabales; Fabaceae
Product: B3 domain-containing protein REM16
Exons: 4
Coding region: 71-1123 (350 amino acids)
Molecular function (GO): DNA binding
Source: RefSeq, a predicted model, not a curated record